UUCCAUAAUAUUUUAUUUCGGAUAACAUUUUCUUUCACAAUGGAAGUUACACCCACAAUUCCCAAACUCGACCUACCUUUACAAACAAGAAUAAGUCUAGCUAUUAUAGGCCUAUAUAUCGACUUAGUUCAGAAAAAAGACGGAACAGUACGUCGAUGGCUCGCUAAUUUAUUUCCGCCCCGAGACCCGGCGCCGGUAGACGAUACUAUCAACUCAUAUGACGUUGUUGUAAAUCCAACUUCCAACAUUUGGUUCCGUGUAUAUAUCCCUAAAGGGCACAAAAUUGAAGAUUUGCCGCUUAUUGCAUAUUGUCACGGAGGCGGAUAUUCCCUCCUUUCCGCUGACGUGAAGAUGUAUGAUGAUUUAUGCACAGAUUUUGCUGUGAAAUUGCCUGCCGUUGUUAUUUCUGCUGAUUAUCGUCUUGCCCCUGAGAAAAAAUAUCCUACACAAUAUCAGGAUGGAAUUGAAGUGCUGAAAUUUCUUGACAAUCCAGAGAACCUCGCUAAAUGUGGUCUUGAAAAUGCCAAUAUUUCUCGGUGCUUUAUUGUUGGAGAUAGUUCAGGUGGAAACCUAGCUCAUUCUGUUAAUCUAAGCGCCUGCCUAACCAAUUUCCAACAACUCAAGGCGGUCGGCUUGGUGACGAUUCAGCCAUUUUUUGGAGGAGAGGAGCGAACAAAGUCUGAAAUUGAACUUGAUUUUAAAGUACCUUUCUUAAACACCCAAAGAACAGAUCUGUUCUGGAAAGCGUUGAUGCCAGAAGGUGAAGAAUAUAACCGUGAUCAUCCAAGCAUCAACGUUAGUGGCCCGAGGGCAGUAGACAUAACAAAAUUGGAUUAUCCAGAAACCAUGUUAGUUGUGGGUGGGUUUGAUGUUCUAAAAGAUUGGCAGAUAAGGUACUACGAGUGGCUGCAAAAGUCUGGAAAAAAAGUACACUUAGCAAAGUACCCAAACAUGUUUCAUGAUUUUUGUAGUUUUCCAGAACUACCGGAGUAUCAUCAACUUAUCACUGAAGUGAAGGAAUUUGUUUACAAGCUCUUUGAUAAGGAAUAA
Erigeron canadensis is the source of this 1050-nucleotide messenger RNA. RefSeq names its product probable carboxylesterase 18. The record is from RefSeq and is a predicted model, not a curated record. The coding region runs from base 40 to 1050 and encodes 336 amino acids. The transcript is spliced from 3 exons. Gene Ontology annotation, molecular function: hydrolase activity. Lineage: Eukaryota; Viridiplantae; Streptophyta; Magnoliopsida; Asterales; Asteraceae.